Molecule: messenger RNA, 2953 nt
Organism: Platichthys flesus (European flounder)
Lineage: Eukaryota; Metazoa; Chordata; Actinopteri; Pleuronectiformes; Pleuronectidae
Product: selenocysteine insertion sequence-binding protein 2-like
Exons: 18
Coding region: 180-2552 (790 amino acids)
Biological process (GO): selenocysteine incorporation
Cellular component (GO): ribonucleoprotein complex
Molecular function (GO): mRNA 3'-UTR binding; ribonucleoprotein complex binding; selenocysteine insertion sequence binding
Source: RefSeq, a predicted model, not a curated record
CCUUCAGGCUCCGGGAGCAGCCUCCGUGCUAACAGGUUGUUAGCUGUUAGCCCAGCGAGCUAACGCGAUGUCGGUGCAGGUAAACGCGGUACCGUCUCUUCUGGGAGUUUGACAACACGCGGAAGAUCCAGAGAACAUGUGGAAACGUGACCGCGCUUAGGAAGGAAUCUGACAAAAAAAUGGAGAAGCCUUUUGACCCUGAACCCCAGAGGAGACCGAUGAAGGAGCCUGCUGAGUCUCACACAGCUUCAUCGCCCCGUCUGAUUUUACCAAAUCCUUAUGUGUCUGGCCAUAUUUCAAAGGGGAACCAGUCAGGUCUGAGCCCAAAGGCAGACAGAAGAGGAGACGUCCCAAGGAAUCAUGGCUACAACAACAGUCGGCGUGUUGGAGAAACCAGUGAUGAUUUGCUGUGGAGAGACAGGUCUACACGGGAUCCACAAGCAAAGGCAUCAAGAAGCAACAAUGGCUCCUCAGCUCAAAGCAGAGUCAUGGACAAGAGCACAACGGAUGCACAGAGAAGAGGUUUUAGAGGAACCAGAUCUGCCACAAACUCUGCAGGGACGUCAAAACCAGCACAGACCCACCUGGUCCCAUUUGAAGUGAAGAUGGCGGAUUUCCCGGAGCUGGCUGGUUUUCCACCAAGCAGAGCAGCCCCCUCUCUUCUUCAGAAAGAGAGCUGGGGUCCAAUUCCUCCGCCCAUGAGCCCUCAAACGCAACCGCCUGCAUCUACCUGGAAGUCUGGCAGGAGACGAUCCCCAACACGGCCUGAUCGCCAACAAAAAGACAUCAAUGUAAAACCAGAUCCCCCUGCCAUCCCAGCAGAUCAGGCAGGUGUGGCAUCCUGGGCUAAUGUCGCCUCUCAGCCUCCGAAGAAAAUCGUCCUCAUAGAAGAAAGUUCAAUCACCGGCAGCCGCAAGCAGUCGGAGGAAAACGCGACAGCGCAGGAGGAGGGCACCGCUGGGAAGAAGAGGCGCAAGAAAAAGAAGAAGAGAGCUAAAGGUGCUGAUGAAGAGGAAGAAGUGGAGUUUGAAGAGCUUGCAAUUCAUCAGGAGCCUCCAAAGUUUGAGGAUGAAGAGGAGUUUCCAGGUUUGACUCCUGCUCGGACUCGGACAGACAGAUUCUUAAGCAGCAGCAAUGCAGCUAAGCUAUGCAACGAGGAAAACCAAAGAAUUGGAGGUCAGCACCUGGCUGCUGACCAGAACAAGGAAAAGUCUAAUACAGCAAAGACUCAGUCCACAGAGCCCACUAAGAAAGGACAGGUGUCUGGGAAGAAAAGCAAAGUUCCUGUUCAGCUAGACAUCGGGAACAUGUUGGCCGCCCUGGAAAAGAAGCAGCAAUCUCAAAAAGCCAAGCAAGAUGCCAAACCUGUCAUUCUCUCAGUUGGCGGGGGACUACCUGUUGUCCAGAAGCAGGGGUCCGUCCAGAAGAAGCCGCCCUGGCAGCAGGGUCAAGUCGCACACAAUCCUCUGGACUCCACCUGCCCAUUGGUGAAGAAAGGAAAGCAGAGAGAGGUGCCCAAAGCCAAGAAACCCACUCCUCUCAAAAAGGUCAUUUUGAAGGAAAGGGAGGAGAGGAAGCACAAGCGUCUGCUGGAGGAGAGAGGUCUGGUUUCUGAGGAUGAGCUCAAACCUGUGAAUGAUGCAGAUGAAGAGCAGUGCGACAUAAACAUCACAGAUGAGGUCGGGAGUCCUACAGAGGAUCUAGACGAUCAGUCUGAAUUGAGUGGCACAAACCUGGUGGUGAGCGAAUGUGAAGAGGAGAAUGAAAAGGAGGAAGCAGCAGAGCAGCAGACCACCUCACCUGUGCCCUGCGCAGUCAGUCGACCCAAAAUCCACAGCAGGAAGUUCAGAGACUACUGCAGCCAGAUGCUGAGCAAAGAUGUGGAUGAGUGUGUGACGACGCUGCUGAAGGAGCUGGUGCGGUUCCAGGACCGCCUGUACCAGAAGGACCCCAUGAAGGCCCGCAUGAAGAGACGCAUCGUGAUGGGGCUCCGAGAGGUCCUGAAGCACCUCAAGCUCAGGAAGGUCAAAUGCGUCGUCAUCUCCCCAAACUGUGAACGCAUCCAAGCCAAAGGCGGCCUGGACGAGGCGCUGCACAACAUCAUCGACACGUGUCGCGAGCAGGGGGUUCCCUUUGUGUUUGGGCUCUCCAGGAAAGCUUUGGGUCGCUGCGUCAACAAGGCGGUGCCAGUCAGCCUGGUGGGCAUCUUCAACUAUGAUGGUGCACAGGACCACUACCACAAGAUGAUCGAGUUGUCGUCUGAGGCCCGGACAGCUUAUGAGGUGAUGGUUUCAAGUCUGGAGCAGAGCGACCAGGCCGAGGCCGAACAGGCAGCGAACAGUGAGGAAGAGCUGCAGAUCAGCAGCAUGGCUGGGGAGGCUGAACCCAGUCCUGAGAGCACACAUCCAGAGGACCCAGGAUACAUAAAAAUUUGGAAGAAGAUGUUGCAGAAGGAGUACAACCACACAUAUUUGAACUUUGAGGAGCAGCUCAGCUCCUUGUGUUUGGACAGUGAAUGUACGGAAAACCCUGAUGAAGAUGUGAAGAGUUGACAGUGGUGAAACCCUCUGUGCCUAAAAAAAGAAAAGAGAACCCACACGUGCUGAUCACCAGCAAAGAAUAAACGAGGAUGGACUUAAUUUCCCAUUCAGAAUAACUGCAGCCCAAGAAACGUCUGCUGCAGCAGAACUCAACCUGGAAAUUUAUAACUUUGCUAAUAUUGGCAAUGAAUCUUUUUUAAUUUUUUCUUAAUGACUAGGGUAAUAUUUUUGUGUUUUGAGUUUAAGACAAAUGGGCAAAUCUGUGUAUAUAAAAGAUGUGUGUUAGGGUGAGGGUGUUUCUAAACUGGAAAUGAACCACUGAGACACUGGGACCAAAGCUAUAUCCCACAAUAUGAAUUAUGUGUGUAGAAUAUGAACAGACUAAGGAAUAAUCAGUGAUCACUUUGUUUUAA